UUUAUGGCAAUUGACCUUAACGGAGCAGCACUGGGAGCGCGAAGUGGCUGAGCGAGCACCGAUUUUGCCUUUUCAACUUACCGGCCUUCUCAUUCUGUAUCUCCUCUGUCGUCUCAAUCACUUCUCUCGAUCACUUUUCGUUCUUUUCAUCCAUGGCUAUAUCUUUUGCGCCAAUUUCCAUUUCAGGUGGAUGCCAUCUUAAGCCGCGCGAGCUUUGGUUAACAAAUCCUAAUUCUCUUAGGGUUUCGCCUAAGCUUUCUGUUCAAAGGAAAUCCAACCUCGUGAAAAGUAACCGCAGCUCAACUAUUCGUGCAGAAUAUCGUGAUGGUGGAAGUGGAGGUGGGGAUUUCGUUGCUGGUUUUCUUUUGGGAGGUGCGAUUUUUGGAACACUAGCUUACAUCUUUGCUCCCCAGAUUAGAAGAUCUCUGCUGAAUGAAGAUGAAUACGGGUUUCGGAAGGCCAAAAGACCGAUAUACUAUGAUGAAGGUUUGGAGAGGACGAGGCAGACUUUGAAUGAAAAGAUAAGCCAACUAAAUUCUGCCAUUGAUAAUGUGUCUUCACGCUUGAGAGGUGGUGGCAAUAAUGUGCCUGCGACACCAGUAGAAAAUGAUCCUGAAGUGGAAGCUACCCUGUGAGGGCUAUUCUUAUUUGGUUCCUUUCUUUUAACUGGUAUCACCAACGCUUGAGUAGUGAUUAUAAAUAAUUGAUGACCAUAUCCCUGUUAAAAUUGGUUUUGCAACCUUAUUUUGCCACAUAGUUUUUCUUUUUGAAUGUCUGAUGUCAAAACACUUAGUGCUGGAUACAUAUGAUUAUUUUGCCAUAAUUAUUUUGUUGCAUGUUUGAUGACAAAAGACAUAGUGCUGGACUUGCAUAAAAGUUCAAUCCUCUGAAUCUAUUGAAUGGAAUUUAUAUCUCA
This is a messenger RNA of Prosopis cineraria, 916 nucleotides long. RefSeq lists its product as uncharacterized. Lineage: Eukaryota; Viridiplantae; Streptophyta; Magnoliopsida; Fabales; Fabaceae. The transcript has 5 exons. Gene Ontology annotation, cellular component: chloroplast inner membrane; chloroplast thylakoid membrane. Bases 153 to 635 code for a protein of 160 amino acids. The record is from RefSeq and is a predicted model, not a curated record.